UAAGGUAGUUCAGCCGAUACUCGAUAUAUCACAACCGCCUCUCCACAUUCGCGAUAGCAGGGCAGGACAGUUCUCUCACGCGCCGCUAAUACUGCAGCAACGAGAACGCAUCAGCUAAAAUAGCGGGUACGUCAGAUCUCCUGCCCGAGGACGCAAGGAAAUCCCGGCUUGUCUCUUCGCGACGGGACCGGGUUCAUUCUCGCCCACGUCAAGCCUUUUCACCUAAACAUUGCGCCUUGCACUGAAGAGCCAAUCCUUCAAUUAACCUCUCAGUCUCUCAUUCAUCGCCUGGAUCGCCUUGCGAUGCCCCCCAAAGCUGCUGGCCAGGGCCGCGGCGAGUCUUCCAAAGCCCCACAGAGGUAUCCUGGCAGCACUUCAUCGCCGGCAUCGCAGCCACAAGGAGGCCAAAGCGGUCAAGCUGAGCAAGGAGAUUCUUCCGCCGCAGCGAAGAAGAGAAAGCACAGAGCUGGAAAGAAGCAUCGUCGACACCGUCGACAGUCGUUUGCACCGACUGAAGCUUCUGACAUCACCACCGAGCGACCUGAUCCUCGACAUUUGACGGUCGAUUCAGCAGCUCGGAACAGCUUUUACAGGAUUGAUGCGGGCAAGAGAAGUACUGACAGCAUUGCUAGCGAGGCGCUGCUAGAUCAUAGGGAUUCUGGGCCACUCCAAGCUAGACGCCAAAGCAUCCACCAAAGCCAAUAUGCCCCUCCCCGUAGUAGCUUUAUGGGAGACCACGAGUCGCCAGUCAGGAGUAUGACCAACAGUACUGUUAUGCCAGGCUCCUCCGGUCUAUCGCAUCCUAUAAGGCCGUACGAGAACGGCGAGGAAGACUAUGAAGAGACCUCAGAUCGAACACCUUUAAUUGCAACAACAAAGCCAAAGCAGGCUACAAGUGGUGUGGGUUAUGGCGGGCUUACACCGUCAACCAACCGCCAGCGAUCCAAGCCACGAUCUGUCAGUUCAAAUGCUUCAAGAAAGAGUCGGCCAUUACUAGAGCAUGCCCAGACCGGUAUGAGCUCAAGCAAUCUAUUCGACGUCAACAAUCCUCCCUCGGUACCGGGAAGCCCCGUGCUGGGUGCGGGAAUUGGCUACGAUGAUGCUAUGCUCACAGGGGAUGUUAUCACAAGUCAUUCUCCUCAGAACACACGCAAUGCCCGCUCUGCAACGUCGCGCGACGCGCUUAUCGAUAUCAAUGACGGUGCUCCGUUCAUGGACUCUACACCUCCCUCGCCAGAUCGUUUCGGAAGAGAGCGCAGACAUACGAUCGCGCAUCCCGCGGAGGAAGAUGUGUGCUUUCCGGCUGAGGGAAUGUCGGCAAUCGGAGAGGAAGAUUACAUGCAGAUGCAACAGCAGAAUGGUCAAGAAUAUCAACACCGGCGAAGGAGGCGCCGACAAUGGCCUGAUCUUGAAACUUUGGACCACUGGAGCCGGGAGGAGAAAGAGGAGCGAACAAUGGAAGGAAUUCGCAUCAGGAAAGUGAGCGAGCCUCUUAUGGUUGGUGGACGCCUGCGUCCCACAAAGAAUGCAGCAUGGCACCGACAGGACGAUGACGCACCGUAUCGGUUCACGUACUUCAAUGAGGAGUUUCAAAACACAAUACAUAGUCAGACAAUAGGGGAGCUUCUUCAACCCGGCCAGACCUUUCGGGACCUCUUUAUUCCUGAUCCACCUUUACUAUCUGACGAGAGUUCCGAUGAGGAAGACGAAGAUGAUCUGGCGAGCAGAGUUGCAGGCUCCGUAGCAGGGACGACAACAAGGCAGUCAUACCGCCCGGGCGAUACUGGGAGUAAGAUACCAUCUGGAGAGCAAACUGGGAGAAAUACGCCUGUGCCAUCUUCAGCUCAGGAUCAUCCGUACCAGAAGACCAGUAAAGAGCCUCGUUAUGGAUCACGACCAGUAUUUUGGCUGGAUGUCAUGUCACCUACCGACGCAGAAAUGAAAGUCAUUUCGAAGGCAUUCGGCAUCCAUCCCCUGACAUCGGAGGACAUUAUGAUGCAAGAAGCUCGCGAGAAAGUUGAACUGUUUCGGCAUUAUUACUUCGUAAACUAUCGGACAUUCGAGCAAGACCCCAACAGUGAGGACUAUCUAGAUCCAGUAAACAUGUUUGUUGUGGUGUUCAGAGAAGGCGUCAUCAGCUUCCACUUCUCCAUGACACCACAUCCAGCCAACGUUCGACGACGCAUCCGUCAACUAUCCGACUACUUGAUCCUAUCUUCCGAUUGGAUCUCGUAUGCAAUAAUUGACGACAUCACAGACGUAUAUGCACCUUUGAUUCAGAGGAUUGAGGAGGAGGUAGAUGAGAUCGACGACGAAAUUCUCAGGCUGCAUAUGACAGACUCUGAGCCUGAGAAGAAGGCUGGAAAGAACAAGAACGAUGAGAAAAUGUCUGAAAGUGGUGAAUCAAUUAAAGAAAAUGUCCAUGGUGAUAUGCUUCUUCGUGUUGGGGAGUGUAGAAAAAAGGUUAUGGGCCUAUAUCGUCUCCUGGGUAACAAAGCCGAUGUUAUCAAAGGCUUUGCGAAGCGUUGUAAUGAGCAGUGGGAUGUUGCGCCUCGCAGCGAAAUUGGUCUCUACCUUGGCGAUAUUCAAGAUCAUAUCGUUACCAUGACCGGGAACUUGACCCAUUACGAAAGUCUACUCUCCCGUGCUCAUGGUAACUACCUCGCCCAGAUCAACAUCCGUAUGAAUGAAAGGCAAGAACAGACUGCUGAUGUACUUGGUAAGCUCACUGUGCUGGGAACCAUUGUCCUUCCGAUGAACAUCAUUACGGGUAUGUGGGGCAUGAACGUGCUCGUGCCAGGCCAGGAUGUAGAUAGCCUUUGGUGGUUUUGGGGUAUCACGGCUGGACUCCUCGCGUUUGGUCUAAGUAGUUUCUUCAUUGCGAAGAAGGUCUACGGUAUUGUAUAAGUCGAUGUACUUUCAUCAAUGUGUAAAUUUGGAACAGCUGUCAGAUGGCUGGCUGGAAACGGGUGGGGAUGGGUGGGAACUGGUUAUUAAUCAC
Molecule: messenger RNA, 3001 nt
Organism: Pseudovirgaria hyperparasitica
Lineage: Eukaryota; Fungi; Ascomycota; Dothideomycetes; Acrospermales; Acrospermaceae
Product: cora-domain-containing protein
Exons: 4
Coding region: 304-2907 (867 amino acids)
Biological process (GO): intracellular magnesium ion homeostasis; magnesium ion transmembrane transport
Cellular component (GO): plasma membrane
Molecular function (GO): magnesium ion transmembrane transporter activity
Source: RefSeq, a predicted model, not a curated record